Molecule: messenger RNA, 2256 nt
Organism: Ipomoea nil (Japanese morning glory)
Lineage: Eukaryota; Viridiplantae; Streptophyta; Magnoliopsida; Solanales; Convolvulaceae
Product: protein FAR1-RELATED SEQUENCE 5-like
Exons: 6
Coding region: 1-2256 (751 amino acids)
Biological process (GO): regulation of DNA-templated transcription
Molecular function (GO): zinc ion binding
Source: RefSeq, a predicted model, not a curated record
AUGGAAGAAUUCGAUCGAGUUCCCAGUGACUUUCAAUCUACCAACAACCCCAGUUUGAGUCCCAGCAGCAGCAGCAAUGGUCAUACAUUGACCAUAUCUCCUGGAAUGACACAGUAUUGGACUCCUCACUAUGAAGAUGAAAUCAAACCAGCAGUAGACAUGAUUUUUAAAACAUUGGAUGUUGGUAUUGAAUUCUACAAUCAUUAUACUGCCAAAGUCAGGUUUGACACGAGGUCUAGUUCCGUCGUUAUAGCACGUGACGGGACAAAAACUCAAAAGCAAAUCGUUUGCAAUAGAGAAGGAUUUAAGAAUACAGGAGCUCAACAUUGUCACUCGCAGUCAAGUGCAGAUGCAGGGGAAGGUCCUUCCCGUCCAAAGCGGCGAAGGGUUUCAAACAGAACUGGCUGCAGCGCUAGGAUUAUAUUUAAGUACAUUGGAGCAGCUGGGUACCAAGUUACAACUUUUAUUGAAAAACAUAAUCACAGCAUGUCUUCGGUUCUGGCAAGGCAGUUUCUAAAGGGAAAUAGAAACAUCUCCAGUGUUCACCAGAAGUUUAUACUCGAUUGCGCUAAAGAAAAUAUUGGAGCAUCAAAAUCACACGGUUUAUACAGUCAUAUUGUGGGGGAUUACUCUGAAGUUGGGGCGACUGUAGUUGACUUUAAGAAUGUUAGAAGGGAUCUCAGAGCAUACAUAUUGGGAGCUGAUGCACAAAUACUGGUGCAUAAUCUUAUUAAGAAACAAGAGAUGUGCCCUGCAUUUGCUUUUGACUACGAAGUUGAUGAAGAUGAGCAGAUGAGCAUACUGUUUUGGGCAGAUCCAAUGUCAAAAAAGAAUUUUGCUGCAUUUGGAGAUGUUGUCUCUUUUGAUGCCACGUACUCAAAAAACAGGUACAAUCUGGCAAUGGGUAUAGAACCAAGAAUAAUUGUCACUGAUCAAGAUCCAGCUAUGAAAGUGGCGAUUCCAACAGUUUUCAAGCAAGCUAGGCAUCGUUAUUGCAUGUGGCACAUCAUGUGUAAAGUUGGGGAAAAGGUGGGUCCUACGCUGAACAAGGAUGAGGAAUUCAGGAACAAACUGAACUCAAUCGUUUGGACGUCAUCUUUGGAACCUCCUGAAUUUGAGAAGCAGUGGAGAGAGCUCAUGGAAAAGUACAACUUAGUCGAGCACAAUUGGUUUACAACUAUGUUUGAGGCUAGAAAGCAUUGGAUCCCAGCGUAUUUUAGAGAUGGCUUUAUGGGGGGUCUACUCAGGACAACUUCUCGUUCCGAAAGUGAGAACUACACGUACAGCCGUUUUACUGGUCCCCAAUCAAGCCUAGUUGAAUUCAUGAUGAACUUUGACAGUGCUCUUAAAUCACAACGUAACACAAAUGCAAAGCUCAACAGUGACAAUGAAGGCUACAAUCCAGAUAUGAAGACGCCUCUGGGGAUUGAAAAGCACGCUUCAAUCGUCUACACCAUUACUGUUUUCUAUCAAGUUCAGGAAGAAAUAUGUGCCUUCUGUUUCAAAUGUAUGGUGUUGAGUGUUAGAGAAGACGGUGGAAUGUUGCACUACGAUAUUAUGGAUGGAAAGAACAAAAGAUUUACUGUGGUGCACAAUGUAACUGACCAUGAGACCAAAUGCAGUUGCAAGAUGUUUGAGAUGGUUGGACUGUUGUGUAGACACAUAUUUGUGGUCUUUAGAGACCUUGAAAAGAUCCCUCUGAAGUACGUGGUUAAUCGGUGGACUAAGGAUGCAUCUUUAAAAGCUACAUUUGAAAUAGAUGGUGUCAUUUAUGAUCAGAAUGGACCAAAGGAUGAAAAGAAGAUGUUGCUGAACAAAGUGCGGUCUGAUAUACACUGUUGUAUGGAUCUGGCAGGAAAGGAGAAAUUGUCCCCUCAGCACAGCAGGAGGACUGUUAUAGAAUCAUAUUGUGGAUCAACAGAAAUUUCAGAGAUCAACAUACUUCCACCGAAACAUGCAAAGAACAAGGGCAGCGGCAAGCGUAUCAAAAGCAGCGAGGAGUUGGCAAUGGAAAAACAAGAGGGCAGGAUGUGCAAUUUUUGUGGUGUUAGAGGAGAUCACCAUGACACCAGGACUUGCCCACUUAACCCCAAAAAUAAGGACAAGCAAAAGGGUAAGAAAAAGUACUUUGAAGACAUUUCUUCUGGUUCCGGCAGCAUCCGACACAUCACCAGCCACCCACAAAUGCUCAACUCUCAGCCUUUGGAUGUUGUUUGGAAACUAGAUGAUGAGCUUGAAACUGAGAAUGACAAAUGA